Notechis scutatus (mainland tiger snake) is the source of this 1894-nucleotide messenger RNA. RefSeq names its product solute carrier family 18 member A1 (gene SLC18A1). Gene Ontology annotation, molecular function: xenobiotic transmembrane transporter activity; serotonin:sodium:chloride symporter activity. Gene Ontology annotation, cellular component: synaptic vesicle membrane; terminal bouton. The record is from RefSeq and is a predicted model, not a curated record. Gene Ontology annotation, biological process: aminergic neurotransmitter loading into synaptic vesicle; transmembrane transport; xenobiotic transport. Lineage: Eukaryota; Metazoa; Chordata; Lepidosauria; Squamata; Elapidae.
AAUCGAUAUCCCAAUUAGGUCAAUAUCUUUAAUUACUCAACUCACUGGCAUGAAAUAAAAUGCAAGAUUUUUACAUACUUGAUAACCAUUUCUGGAAAGUUUUGCAUGCUGUUUUGUGCUUUGUGACUGGUUUCAAAAAGAGGUUGUCCUUAAGUCAAUUGUGGAACUGUCCUUUUAGAUAUAUUAUUGAUGCUGGAGUUUGAGUGGAUAUUUUGCUAAAAUCUUUCCCUUACAGGAUACACAAAAAUUUCUAAGAAGCAGUGAAAAGAAACUUGGAAAAAUGAAGAUUCAACUCUUUCCUAAGCUAGCAACUGAAUGCUCCCUGUGGUUCUUGUUAAAAGAGGAAAGAGAAUCCCGGAAAUUGGUUUUACUAGUUGUGUUUGUGGCUUUGCUAGUAGACAAUAUGCUUUUCACAGUCGUAGUGCCAAUCAUCCCUUCAUUUCUAUAUGCUGCAUACAAAAAUAUCAGCCACUCUGCAAUUCAGGCCACACUUCCCAGGGUUCCUGUGCCUUUCUCAGCUAAUCCCUCUACCUUGGUCUUGUUGGACUAUGACAACAUCACAGUGACAGCCUCAAGCCGUGAUACUCUAGCCAGUGUCAGUGGGAGCCAAGAAGGAACAAUUGCCUCUCCUUUCCCCAUGGAGGCUUUGGACCAUAGUUGUGCAGAUGGAAUGGACUCUCUUUCAAAUGAAAAUGUUCGUGUUGGUCUCCUCUUUGCCUCAAAAGCUUUGAUGCAACUCAUAGCAAAUCCCUUUGUGGGAUCCUUGACCAACAGGAUAGGAUACCAUAUCCCUAUGUUUCUUGGAUUUGUUAUUAUGUUCGUCUCUACACUCUUGUUUGCUUUUUCAAGGAGUUACACCUUAAUGUUCAUUGCUCGAACGCUGCAAGGCUUUGGUUCUGCCUGCUCAUCUGUUGCAGGUCUGGGGAUGCUUGCAAGUGUGUAUCCCGAUGACUGUGAGAGGGGAAAUGCAAUGGGAAUAGCAUUGGGAGGUCUGGCUUUGGGAGUGCUUGUGGGAGCUCCAUUUGGAAGUGUGAUGUAUGAGUUUGUUGGGAAAUCAUCUCCUUUUCUGAUCCUGGCAGUCUUGGCUCUCUUAGAUGGAGUUUUGCAGCUUUGUAUCCUGCAUCCAACAAAGAUUUCACCCGAGAAUAUCAAAGGAACCUCCUUUUUGACCUUGUUGUGGGAUCCCUAUAUUUUGAUUGCAGCAGGUUCAAUUUGCUUUGGAAACAUGGGAGUUGCUAUUUUAGAGGCUACUUUGCCCAUUUGGAUGAUACAAAACAUGUGCUCCCCAGAAUGGCAACUGGGUGUAGCUUUUCUGCCUGCUAGUAUAUCUUAUUUAAUUGGGACCAAUCUCUUUGGGAUACUGGCGAAUAAAAUGGGGCGCUGGCUGUGUUCAUUGAUUGGGAUGAUGGUCAUAGGAGUCAGCCUCCUCUGUAUUCCCCUGGCUCAUAAUAUCUAUGGACUUAUUGGACCUAAUAGUGGACUUGGUUUUGCCCUUGGCAUGGUGGAUUCAUCAAUGAUGCCUAUCAUGGGAUACUUGGUGGAUCUUCGCCAUACUUCUGUUUAUGGCAGCAUCUAUGCCAUUGCUGAUGUGGCUUUCUGUCUGGGCUUUGCUAUUGGUCCCUCUACAGGCGGUGCUCUCAUACGAGCUAUUGGCUUCCCUUGGCUCAUGGCCAUCAUUGCAGGGAUCAACCUCGCAUAUGCGCCUCUGUGUUGGUUUCUACGAAACCCCCCAGCCAAAGAGGAGAAGACUGCAAUUCUAAGCCAUGAGUGUUCCAUGCAAUCCAGAAGUUCCAUCACUCAAAAGACCCUUCAAGAGUUUCCACUCACAGACAACACCGAUGAAGAAAUCGAGACUGAUUUCUAAAAAGAGGGAUCCACUUUUCCCUUUCUUUCU